GCAUGAUUGAAAAGUCCAUCUAUAGAAAAGAAACCUGGACUGGACAGUAUCUUCACUAUAACAGCUUUUGUCCCAUAAGCUAUAAACGUGGAUUAGUGAGGACUUUGUACGACAGAGCCAGGAAGCUAUGUUCACCAAACAAGGUCGAAGAAGAACUAGAUUUCAUCGAGAAAUGCCUGAGGGAAAACGGAUACCCUAAAGGAUUUAUACAGAAGUAUAGCAGAGAAAAAGAUAAGAAAGAAAAGCAUCCAACUGUAGAAAAGAAAAAAGUGUUUAUUUGUCUCCCAUUCAAAGGAGAUGCAGUUUCACAAAAGAUUGACAGAAGACUGAAAGGAGCAAUAAAUAGAAGCUUCCCGGCAGCAAAACUCAUAACAGUAUACAACACCACUCCUUCCAUGAUCCACUCAAAACUGGAUAAAUACCCUGCUGAUGUCACCUCCAACUGCGUUUAUGAAUUUACGUGCACUUGCGGGAGCAAGUACAUUGGAAGGACAGAAAGAAGGGCUUCUAUCCGGUUUUCUGAACAUAUUCCAAGAAACCUAUGCCUGAAAGGAAGCAAAUAUUCUCAGAGUGCAAUUACCAGACAUAUUGUUGAUACCGGACAUCUCGUAGAGAUUUCUAAGUCCUUCAAAAUAUUAAAUAGACAAAGGACAGCAAAUUUACUACGAUUUGCCGAAGCGAUCGCAAUCAAACGAUUUAAACCAGACUUAUGCAUACAGAAAGAGAGUGUGAUUAACCUCUCACUCCCUUGGUAACUGAAUUUUGAUUUUGAUUAGUCAUCUAAUUCAGUGAUCUCAACUCACUGAGCAAAUCUCAAUCUUAUAAACUGUAAAUGCUUUUGUUUUUUGGAGUUGCCAUGUGAACCUACAAGCUAACACUGUUUCUGUUAAUCAAUUUUUCUGUUUUCUGUCUUACCCCUCCCCCCUCUUUUCAACUCUGAAAGUGUAUAAAUUGAUGAUGAUAACUUAAACUAAAAAUUGUAAUGCUUUCAUUCUUUUUUGGAUGCGUCAAUUUUAUCUCUUCUCUACUACUAAUCAAACAUUAAAGUAUGUUAUUAUCAUUUAUAUAACCAUUGUAAUUUCAGGU
Trichobilharzia szidati is the source of this 1086-nucleotide messenger RNA. NCBI's taxonomy places the organism in Eukaryota, Metazoa, Platyhelminthes, Trematoda, Strigeidida, Schistosomatidae. The record is from the annotation of a GenBank genome assembly.